CAUAAGGUUAAAGAAUGAGUUACGUGUAUACACAUAUGCUUGUGGUGAGUCGUUCAGCUAGGCUGUCAGGGGAUAACCGUCAAGGACCCCGAGUACCGGAAGUGCCCUUCGGGAACCUUCUGUGCUGACCCUGGGAGUCAGGACGGUGACAGCCGAUGGGAUACACCUGAGACACCGAGCUGCACAGACGUCCCUGGACCCUGUCCUGUGCCGCUCCCUGUUACCGCCGAUACCCGACGGUCACAGGCUAUCAGGUAUCAUGGAGACAAACACAUCUUUCACGUCUAUGAAGAUUGCCGUGAUUAAAAUUAAAGAUUAAAGUUAUUUAGUGAAAAGUUAUUAAUUCGAGAAUUAUAAUGCAUCUGACAAUUUGAUAAACUGCUCGAUUUCUGGAACUGUUGGGAUAUCUUAUUGAUAACAAAAUGAAUGCAACAACAAAUAGCGACAGAAACCCUUCUUUAAUGAUUGCUGUAGCAAAUAGAAAUUUCAGCCAAGUUCAACAUUUAAUUGAGACCUGGCCAGAACAGCUUCAUAUGAAAGAUCAGAAAGGUGCGAAUGCGUUGUUACACUGUUGUGCUAGUGGAUCUAUUGAGAUAUUUAAAUAUCUUGUUCAGAACGGAUUGGAGACGGCAACAAAAUCAAAUCAAGGAGAAACAUGUCUGAUGAUUGCUGCAGGCAAAAAUAAUUUCAGCAUGGUACAACAUUUAGUGGAGACCUAUCCCGGACAGCUCGAUGAGAAAGAUCAGCAAGGUUUGAAUGCAGUGUUACACUGUUGUGAUAGUGGAUCUAUUGAGAUAUUUAAAUAUCUGGUUCAGAACGGAAUGGACACAGCAACGAAAUCAAAUCUAGGAAGAACAUGUCUGAUGAAUGCUGCGUACAAUAAUAAUUUCAGCAUGGUACAACACUUAGUGGAGACCUAUCCCAGUCAGCUUGAUGAGAAAAAUCAGAAAGGUGCGAAUGCGUUGUUACACUGUUGUGCUAGUGGAUCUAUUGAGAUAUUUCAAUAUCUCGUUCAGAACGGAUUGGACACGGCAACAAAAUCAAAUCAAGGAAUAACAUGUCUGAUGAAUGCUGCAGGCAAUAAUAAUUUCAGGAUGGUACAACAUUUAGUGGAGACCUAUCCCAGUCAGCUUGAUGAGAAAGAUCAGCAAGGUUUGAAUGCAUUGUUACACUGUUGUGAUAGUGGAUCUAUUGAGAUAUUUAAAUAUCUGGUUCAGAACGGAAUGGACACGGCAACAAAAUCAAAUCAAGGAGAAACAUGUCUGAUGAUUGCUGCAGGCAAAAAUAAUUUCAGCAUGGUACAACAUUUAGUGGAGACCUAUCCCGGACAGCUUGAUGAGAAAAAUCAGAAAGGUGCGAAUGCGUUGUUAUACUGUUGUGCUAAUGGAUCUAUUGAGAUAUUUCAAUAUCUUGUUCAGAACGGAUUGGACACGGCAACAAAAUCAAAUCAAGGAGUAACAUGUCUGAUGAUUGCUGCAGGCAAAAAUAAUUUCAGCAUGGUACAACAUUUAGUGGAGACCUAUCCCAGUCAGCUUGAUGAGAAAAAUCAGAAAGGUGCGAAUGCGUUGAUAUACUGUUGUGCUUAUGGAUCUAUUGAGAUAUUUAAAUAUCUUGUUCAGAACGGAUUGGACACAGCAACAAAAUCAAAUCAAGGAAUAACAUGUCUGAUGGAUGCUGCGUACAAAAAUAAUUUCAGCAUGGUACAACAUUUAGUGGAGACCUAUCCCGGACAGCUUGAUGAGAAAGAUCAGCAAGGUUUGAAUGCGUUGUUACACUGUUGUGCUAGUGGAUCUAUUGAGAUAUUUAAAUAUUUGGUUCAGAACGGAUUGGACACGGCAACAAAAUCAAAUCAAGGAGUAACAUGUCUGAUGAAUGCUGCAGGCAAAAAAAAUUUCAGCAUGGUACAACAUUUAGUGGAGACCUAUCCCAGUCAGCUUGAUGAGAAAAGUCAGAAUGGUUUGAAUGCAUUGUUACACUGUUGUGCUUAUGGAUCUAUUGAGAUAUUUAAAUAUCUGGUUCAGAACGGAAUGGACACGGCAACAAAAUCAAAUCAAGGAGUAACAUGUCUGAUGAUUGCUGCAGGCAAAAAUAAUUUCAGCAUGGUACAACAUUUAGUGGAGACCUAUCCCGGACAGCUUGAUGAGAAAAAUCAGAAAGGUGAGAAUGCGUUGUUAUACUGUUGUGUUAAUGGAUCUAUUGAGAUAUUUCAAUAUCUUGUUCAGAACGGAUUGGACACAGCAACAAAAUCAAAUCAAGGAGAAACAUGUCUGAUGGAUGCUGCGUACAAAAAUAAUUUCAGCAUGGUACAACAUUUAGUGGAGACCUAUCCCAGUCAGCUUGAUGAGAAAGAUCAGCAAGGUUUGAAUGCGUUGUUACACUGUUGUGCUAGUGGAUCUAUUGAGAUAUUUAAAUAUUUGGUUCAGAACGGAUUGGACACGGCAACAAAAUCAAAUCAAGGAGUAACAUGUCUGAUGAAUGCUGCAGGCAAAAAAAAUUUCAGCAUGGUACAACAUUUAGUGGAGACCUAUCCCAGUCAGCUUGAUGAGAAAAGUCAGAAUGGUUUGAAUGCAUUGUUACACUGUUGUGCUUAUGGAUCUAUUGAGAUAUUUAAAUAUCUGGUUCAGAACGGAAUGGACACGGCAACAAAAUCAAAUCAAGGAGUAACAUGUCUGAUGAUUGCUGCAGGCAAAAAUAAUUUCAGCAUGGUACAACAUUUAGUGGAGACCUAUCCCGGACAGCUUGAUGAGAAAAAUCAGAAAGGUGCGAAUGCGUUGUUAUACUGUUGUGUUAAUGGAUCUAUUGAGAUAUUUCAAUAUCUUGUUCAGAACGGAUUGGACACAGCAACAAAAUCAAAUCAAGGAGAAACAUGUCUGAUGGAUGCUGCGUACAAAAAUAAUUUCAGCAUGGUACAACAUUUAGUGGAGACCUAUCCCAGUCAGCUUGAUGAGAAAGAUCAGCAAGGUUUGAAUGCGUUGUUACACUGUUGUGCUAGUGGAUCUAUUGAGAUAUUUAAAUAUCUGGUUCAGAACGGAUUGGACACGGCAACAAAAUCAAAUCAAGGAGUAACAUGUCUGAUGAAUGCUGCAGGCAAAAAAAAUUUCAGCAUGGUACAACAUUUAGUGGAGACCUAUCCCGGACAGCUUGAUGAGAAAAAUCAGCAAGGUUUGAAUGCGUUGUUACACUGUUGUGCUAGUGGAUCUAUUGAGAUAUUUAAAUAUUUGGUUCAGAACGGAUUGGACACGGCAACAAAAUCAAAUCAAGGAGUAACAUGUCUGAUGAAUGCUGCAGGCAAAAAAAAUUUCAGCAUGGUACAACAUUUAGUGGAGACCUAUCCCAGUCAGCUUGAUGAGAAAAGUCAGAAUGGUUUGAAUGCAUUGUUACACUGUUGUGCUUAUGGAUCUAUUGAGAUAUUUAAAUAUCUGGUUCAGAACGGAAUGGACACGGCAACAAAAUCAAAUCAAGGAGUAACAUGUCUGAUGAUUGCUGCAGGCAAUAAUAAUUUCAGCAUGGUACAACAUUUAGUGGAGACCUAUCCCGGACAGCUCGAUGAGAAAGAUCAGCAAGGUUUGAAUGCAUUGUUACACUGUUGUGCUAGUGGAUCUAUUGAGAUAUUUAAAUAUCUGGUUCAGAACGGAAUGGACACGGCAACAAAAUCAAAUCAAGGAGUAACAUGUCUGAUGAUUGCUGCAGGCAAAAAUAAUUUCAGCAUGGUACAACAUUUAGUGGAGACCUAUCCCGGACAGCUUGAUGAGAAAAAUCAGAAAGGUGAGAAUGCGUUGUUAUACUGUUGUGUUAAUGGAUCUAUUGAGAUAUUUCAAUAUCUUGUUCAGAACGGAUUGGACACAGCAACAAAAUCAAAUCAAGGAGAAACAUGUCUGAUGGAUGCUGCAGGUCAUAAUAAUUUCAGCAUGGUACAACAUUUAGUGGAGACCUAUCCCAGUCAGCUUGAUGAGAAAGAUCUGAAAGGUUCGAAUGCGUUGUUACACUGUUGUGCUAAUGGAUCUAUUGAGAUAUUUCAAUAUUUAGUUCAGAACGGAUUGGACACGGCAACAAAAUUAAAUCAAGGAAUAACAUGUCUGAUGAUUGCUGCAUGCAAUAAUAAUUUCAGCAUGGUACAACAUUUAGUGGAGACCUAUCCCGGACAGCUCGAUGAGAAAGAUCAGCAAGGUUUGAAUGCAUUGUUACACUGUUGUGCUUAUGGAUCUAUUGAGAUAUUUAAAUAUCUGGGUCAGAACGGAAUGGACACGGCAACAAAAUCUAAUCAAGGAGUAACAUGUCUGAUGAUUGCUGCAGGCAAAAAUAAUUUCAGCAUGGUACAACAUUUAGUGGAGACCUAUCCCAGUCAGCUUGAUGAGAAGUAUCAGAAAGUUUGGGAUGCAUUGUUAUUCUGUUGUGCUAGUGGAUCUAUUGAGAUAUUUAAAUAUUUGGUUCAGAACGGAAUAGACACAGCAACGACGACACAUCAAGAGAGAAAUAUCCAACUCAACUGA
This is a messenger RNA of Mizuhopecten yessoensis (Yesso scallop), 4490 nucleotides long. Its product is annotated as ankyrin-3-like. Lineage: Eukaryota; Metazoa; Mollusca; Bivalvia; Pectinida; Pectinidae. The transcript is spliced from 3 exons. The record is from RefSeq and is a predicted model, not a curated record. The coding region runs from base 423 to 4490 and encodes 1355 amino acids. Gene Ontology annotation, molecular function: protein binding.